AUGUCAAAGUGUAAGGAAUUGGAGGAGAUCAUUGCCAAGGAUGGUGAUGACAAGAAUCAGAUAUUGUCAGAAACUCAUCUCCAAUCUUUAUGCUUCUCAAGUUUGUGUGAAAUUGAGGUCAGAGAAUGCAACAAGUUGAAGAGUCUCUUUCCAGUCAUCACCGUGGCAGGACUUCCACAACUACAAUAUCUCAAAGUAAGAGACGCUCCUCAAUUGACGAACGUAUUUGGACAGGAUGAUAAAGCCUCAUAUGUCAAUGUUGAGAAAGAGAUUGUGGUCCCUAAUCUGCUGGAGUUGUGGCUAAAAGAUUUACCAAGCAUCGUUUAUGGUGGGAAAUUGUGUGCUAACAAUCAAAAUGCAGAGCCCAUUGAAGAUGCAAGGAAACAAAUGUAUGUUGCAAUCAAAAACCUCCAAGCUUCUUGUAUGCUGUUGGGCACUGAAAGGGAAGAAAAUGUGAAAAUGCAUGACUUAAUUCAUGAUGUUGCUAUUCAAAUAGCAUCAUCAAAAGGAUUUGGUUUCGUAGUAAAGGCUGGCAUUGGGUUAAAGGAGUGGCGAGGGAGUUUUGAAAGCUUUGUAGGUUGUUCAGUUAUUUCGUUAAUCGGCAAAAUACACUAG
Molecule: messenger RNA, 615 nt
Organism: Dovyalis caffra
Lineage: Eukaryota; Viridiplantae; Streptophyta; Magnoliopsida; Malpighiales; Salicaceae
Source: the annotation of a GenBank genome assembly